Messenger RNA from Lingula anatina, 1561 nucleotides. RefSeq names its product cytosolic 5'-nucleotidase 1A. The record is from RefSeq and is a predicted model, not a curated record. Gene Ontology annotation, molecular function: nucleotide binding; magnesium ion binding; 5'-nucleotidase activity. Gene Ontology annotation, cellular component: cytoplasm; cytosol. Gene Ontology annotation, biological process: adenosine metabolic process; nucleotide metabolic process. NCBI's taxonomy places the organism in Eukaryota, Metazoa, Brachiopoda, Lingulata, Lingulida, Lingulidae.
CUGAGUCUAAGUUGUGCGCACAUUUACCAACGUGACCUAGUUAACCAUUGGUCUAUGCCCUGGUUAAAUAUUACUGCGACAUAACCAUGCCUGCGGUGAAGAUAGCUGUAUCCAGUCGUGCUCUGUUUGAUCAGACCAAAGAAUACACCAUUUUCAAGGAGCAGGGAGUGAAAGCGUACACAGAGUAUCAUCAUGCUCACGAGGAAGAAAUUUUGGAACCAGGAACUGCGUUCCCAUUCAUUAAGGCGGCCCACACAGUGAACGCAAAAUUAAAAGAAGCAGGUGCGCCUGAAAAUGAGCUGUUUGAGAUCGUUCUAAUGAGCCACAACCAAGCAGACACUGCCGGAAUACGACUUAUACGGUCAAUACAUCAUCACGGUAUGUGGUGUAUGGGGCUGAAGAUUGAUCAGAUGUGUCUGACGGACGGAGCGUCGCUCGUGGGUUACCUGAAAGCUUACGACAUCACGUUAUACCUGUCGUCACACACUUACGAGGUUCAGGAAGCAUUGAAAGCAGGAUUUGGUGCCGCAGCAAUCUUUCCUCAAAAAAUGGCAGAAAACCAAUCAGUCGACCAGUUAAGGAUCGUAUUUGACUGCGACGCCGUGUUGUUCUCUGACGAGGCUGAGCAGAUCUUCCAGACAAAGGGGCUGGGAGCCUUCCUGGACUUCGAGAAUGAACGCAUGAAUGAACCUUUGCCAGAGGGGCCUCUUAAACCGUUUGCUGUAGCCAUAGGAAAGAUGCAAAAGCGUUUGGAAGAUGCCAACUUUAACCCCAGUCCCAUCAGGACCUAUAUCGUGACCGCCCGCAGCUCUAGCCACGGUUCUGGGAUACGGACGCUUAAGACUCUGCGUAGUUGGGGCCUCAAAAUAAAUGAGUGCAAUUUCCUAUGCGGGCGACCUAAGGGCCCUGUCCUCAGCGCUAUAAAAGCGCACAUAUUUUUCGACGACACGCAGAAGAAUAUUGAGAGCGCUCACGAGUAUGGGGUUCCAUCCGGGCAUGUGAACUUUGGUGAAGGUGUGUCAAGCCGCGCGCAUUCGGAGGAUAAGCAAAGUGAAAAACAAGAAGGAUCGGGAUCGACAAAGAGACCACAGCCUCACGAAGAUGUUGCUACAGAGAGUGUUGACUUCUCUAGUCAAGAUGAAGGCUCUAUAACAGGGGAGGUGGCAACGCCAGGUAAACGGAGUUCUAAACGGAGAAAAUAGCACGUUGGGUUCAAAACAGACGGCGAAAAUACCAUUGAAAUAUUAUAAAACUGUGAUAAUUUAUUUAAAAAAGCAUACAAGAUGGCACAUGCCUGGCUAUGCACAUUUUAAAACAAUUUCGUAGAAAGAAAUGGUAUCGCCAAAAAGUACCGAAGUCCAGAGGCACUAAUUCUGGAACGAAUUUAGGACGUUCCAAAAACGAGUCAUAUUUGGCAACUGACGCAUGUCGAUACGGUGAAGAAUAGAUGCAUAUCCCGUCAGCAUAAUGUUGUUUGAUUUAUUGACGUGAAGGCAAAAAAUGGUGUGUUUCUCACUGAAUAUAAUAUAACAGAAUGAUUAAAAUACUGUGUGCUAGUAAA